Maylandia zebra (zebra mbuna) is the source of this 1337-nucleotide messenger RNA. RefSeq names its product synaptophysin-like 2a (gene sypl2a). NCBI's taxonomy places the organism in Eukaryota, Metazoa, Chordata, Actinopteri, Cichliformes, Cichlidae. Gene Ontology annotation, cellular component: synaptic vesicle membrane; synaptic vesicle. The record is from RefSeq and is a predicted model, not a curated record.
UCCGUGCACAGUUGAGACUGCCCCCUGCUGUUAGCUCCUAUGUCGUCGGCAGAAAACAGACGGAGCAACUUGAAGUUAGCUUUCCAUGCAAACUGACAAAAGUAGUACCGGGACACUGACUGCUAGUUUUUACACACUUCGAUGGACACUGUUCAGAAAGCGAUGGCUGGGUUUUCUCUGGACCUUGGACCGCUGAAGGAGCCUUUGGGAUUUAUUCGUGUCCUCGAAUGGGUCUUUUCAAUCUUUGCCUUUGCCACCAUCGGAGGUUACACUGGGACAACCCACCUCACAGUCAGCUGUCCCGACGGAGACCAACCUGUAGAGGCGUUUUUUGCCUACCCGUUCAGGUUGGCAAUGAAACCGUAUUGUCUACCACCAUCAUGUAACGGCUCGUGCACUGAGACCUAUCUGCAGGGCGACUUCUCCUCUUCAGCACAGUUCUUUGUGUGUGUUGGUGUGUUUGCCUUCCUUUAUUGCACCGCCACACUCAUAGUCUACCUGGGCUACCGGAGCGUCUACCUGCAGACCAGCCGUGGUCCCGUCAUAGACCUGCUGCUGACCGCUGCCUUUGCCUUCCUCUGGCUCGUGUCCUCCUCGGCCUGGGGCAAAGGCCUGACCGACGUUAAAUAUGCCACUGACCCCAACCGCCUGGUGCAGUUGUGUACCAGCUGUAAAGCAGGAGAGUUUCCUUCCAUGGGCAGGCUCAACGCCUCUGUGAUUUUUGGCUUUCUGAACCUGAUCCUGUGGGCAGGUAACUGCUGGUUCAUUUACAAGGAGACUCCGUUCCACAAGGUUCCUGCCCCCCCCACCACCAUGCAGGAAGGCGGAGCCCCGGGACCCUAAUCAUGUAGUUAGGGUUCCCCAGCACAGCCACGCACCCUUAAAGAAAAGCUUGAUGUCCCACACUGAUGUAGAGAAAUCCCCCCAGUGAAACACUGGUCUGUAGCAGCCCCCUCCAGCUUUAGCGUGUCAGGACCCUCAGCUCACAUCCACAGGUGGCAGCUCCCAGCAGGGCCCCUCAACAUUUGUUCUGGAGAUUCAGCACUGCAGCUGCUGUUGCAUGCUGCCUGAAACAGUCACACUACAGUCUGCUGUGUUUGUGAAGCCUUGCAUCACUGCAGGCUGGUUACACACUGACUCCAGGAGCUUUUCAGGACACUGUGUUUGUCUCAUUGCAGUACUCUUACACUACACUGUACUUUAAAUGUCUCCAUGUAACACUAGUAACAUUAUUUAUGUUUGGCUCUGAUGUAAUUACAGCGCACUGAUUACUGUUUGUGUUGUUGAUGCUGAAUUUGUGUUGAUGCCAAAGGAGAAAAAGCCGUGACUGAAAUAUG